CCUCGGGGUGCUGCCCUUCUUCCAUCAUCACAGUGGACGAACAAGUGGAGAAAUCAUGAAUCACCAGUGAGGGCCUUACAUUGAAGCCUUUAUUGUUGGUUGUAGAUAGCUUAGUUGCUGUCUCCAUUAGCUCCUGUAGCGUUUUUGAAACGGAAGCUAGGACAACGAGUUACAUUUUUUUUUAAUAAUACAACAGAACUGUUCGUUUAUUUUGUGUGUGUGUGUGUGUGGCUUCAGCGUCAGCUAGCUAAACCAACUAGCCUCAGUUAAACUUGCACUUUUUUGUGUACUAUGGCCGACAACGGGGCGCAUCUGGCCGAGGAGGAUCCUGCGGCGGCUUUCCUGGCCCAACAGGAAAGUGAGAUUGCGGGGAUCGAGAAUGACGGAGAAGGGUUCGGGGCGCUGGAAGGAGCGGACGACGUGCAGCCUUCUCAGACUGCAAACUAUGACUUUGAAGAGGAGCCUGCGACGGUGAACGGAGACCUGUUCCAGGAGUCUAAUGGCCCAACAGACAGCUAUGCAGCCAUCGCCCAGGUGGACAUUCAGAGGCAGGAACCAGAAAGUUUGCGCAAGUGGAAGGAGGAGCAGAAGGCUCGCCUCGAAGCAUUAGACUCGGCUUCCAAGGCAGCAGAGGCAGAGUGGAGAGAGAAGGCCAAGAAGGAGCUGGAGGACUGGCAUGUCCACCAAAACGAGCAGAUGGAGAAGAAUAAGGCCAACAACAGACUCUGUCCAAGUCUGGCACGGAUUGCUGACAAGGCUUUCUACAAACAGCCCAACUCUGAUGUUAUAGGCUUUGUAGCGUCCGAGGAGGCCUUCCUGGCAGAGACCGACGGCGACAGCCCGGGAUCCGAGUGGGAACGAGUGGCGCGCCUGUGCGACUUCAAUCCCAAAACCAGCAAGCAGGCGAAGGAUGUCUCCCGAAUGCGCUCCGUUCUCAUCUCUCUAAAACAGACACCUUUAGUCCGCUAGCCGGAGCACUUCGGAGAAUGUCCUCGGCAACAUCGCCUUUUCGGUUUUAGCGACACGUUGUAUCCGAAUGAUUUUAGUUCCUUUUCCAAAAGAAUUCCCUGACAUGUUAAAAACCUUUUAAAACUUCCUGCCUUUCUUGAUGCCUAUAUAUUGAUAUACUUAACCUGAGGCUGCUGUGAGAAGACGGACUGCUCUGUUACACCUUUCUAGUGUCUGCUUUAAUGUCACUAUACUGAAGAAAAUACUGUUACUGUAAGUAAAUGGUCACCCCCCCUUUAACUUAUAAUUUUUAGGUCAACUUUGUUUCUACCAAUAUUUUUGAAUGCCUAGUUUUUAUUCAUUCUUUAAAUUAACAUUUUGGUCAGAGACUUACUAAAUGCAAACUAGAUUGUA
Messenger RNA from Poecilia latipinna (sailfin molly), 1362 nucleotides. It is a transcript of the gene cltb, whose product is annotated as clathrin, light chain B. Gene Ontology annotation, cellular component: plasma membrane; clathrin coat of trans-Golgi network vesicle; postsynaptic endocytic zone cytoplasmic component. The transcript is spliced from 7 exons. Gene Ontology annotation, molecular function: clathrin heavy chain binding; structural molecule activity. The coding region runs from base 292 to 969 and encodes 225 amino acids. NCBI's taxonomy places the organism in Eukaryota, Metazoa, Chordata, Actinopteri, Cyprinodontiformes, Poeciliidae. The record is from RefSeq and is a predicted model, not a curated record. Gene Ontology annotation, biological process: intracellular protein transport; clathrin-dependent endocytosis.